Molecule: messenger RNA, 2304 nt
Organism: Didymodactylos carnosus
Lineage: Eukaryota; Metazoa; Rotifera; Eurotatoria; Philodinida; Philodinidae
Source: the annotation of a GenBank genome assembly
AUGAUGCUGGCAAAAAUGUGGAAAGAAACGUUACUGAUUAUUUUUUGUUUUAUAAAAUAUGUAACAUCGCAAGGACAAGGUUUACAGUGGGUUUUGUUAACAGAUGGUGUUUCACCAGACACGCCCACUGGUAGACGUGAUGCUGCUAUGGGCUAUGAUUCGACAUUUUUAAUCAUCUAUGGUGGCCGAGGAUUGACCGGUCAACCGUUACAAGAUACAAGCGCAUUUAAUUUAUUACAAGGUGGAUGGGAACCACUCUAUUUUCAAAAUCCACCAAGUAGCCGAUAUGGAAUGGCCUAUGCGAGUCCAAGCAGUUAUACGCUAAAUAGUGGAAUGUAUGUAUUUGGUGGUUUUGGUUAUCAACAAUCAACGUACAAUAAUAAUCCUUAUACUGGUUACGGAAGUGUAGGUUCGAAUCAGAUGAAUUAUAACCCUGCGCAAAAUCCAUCUUUAAUAAACAAUCAAAAUUACAAUCCGACGAACGGAGACGUGAACAAUGAUCAAAAUUAUCAACCACUACAAGAUUCAUGGUUUUUAAACUUCCAAAGUAAACAAUGGCAACAAUUGCAGACGACGUCAUAUAGUCGUGGAUUUGGAUCUGCUGCUCUAUCUCCAUUUGGUUCUAUGUAUGGAUCAAGUUAUUCAUCGCAACCAAGAGUCAUUGUUACUAUGGGAAAAACAAGAGAUUGGAUGUAUUCAAAUGUCGAUUCCGUAGGAAGCGGAAAUACGGGAUUUAGUGUAAACGGCGUAUCACAAACAGCAUCAAUAAUGCAAAACAUGCCAUCAUUCAAUCCUAGUUAUGCUCAUGCCAGAUAUGGUCAUUCAACAACAAUGUUGACUAAUAAUCUAAUGCUUUUGUAUGGUGGAUGCUUAAGUGGUUAUGGAAAGGGUGGUCCCUGCCCAUCGAAAGAUACUUGGCUAUUAAAUAUUGACAAUGGUCACUGGGAACGCAUUUCCGAGUGUCCACCAACAAAGAUGGGAGCUGUCAUGGCUACUGUACCGUCAUACAGUACAUGUGCGUCGCCAUACGGAGGAUUAAAUCAAAAUAUGGGUCAAGAUCAAACGGUCGCUAUUCUAUGGGGUGGACUGGAAAGCAAUCCAUCGUCAAUUGCUACGUAUCCCAGCCCAAGAGAUGAAGUAGCUGUUUUCAGUUUAAACCAAAAACAAUGGUUAAUGAAGAAAGCAAGACCCUAUACGGAUGGCAGUUAUCCAUUACCUCGUCAAGGAGCUGCCUUUUCUGGCGGCUGCUUUCAAGGACUACCAGGUGUGUUUGUAUUCGGUGGAAGAAGCAACAAUGAUGGUCGUCUUCUCAAUGAUCUAUGGUUUUUACAAGCAGCAUCUCAAGAUGCGUUGAAUGCACCAGUAUCACGUGGUUGUGUUUAUCCAUUUUCUUAUUAUCAUCUCCAUGGAAUAUUUCAGUUUUUUACGUAUGGUGUCAUUUUUCCAUUUGGUUUUAUUGUUGGACGACAUGCACCCGUUACGAACACACGUAAACUAUUGCAUAUGUUUUUGCAGAUAUUCGGCUUCCUUCUUGCCAUUUGUGGUUUCGCAUUCGGUGUUCACUCCGUACGAGCUCCGUCAUGGCUACAUUUUAAACAUGCACAUGCUAUUAUUGGAAUUAUUACGUUUAUUCUAACGAUUAUUCAGUUUGUAGUGGGUUUAAUUGGUGCAAUGUUUGUUAAAAGAAGUAAUGGUAAUGUUAAGAAAAAAGAAGUAUCAAUAAAGAAAGUUAACCAAGAGGAAUGGCGAGGCUACAAGCCAUGGCGACUGGCUCAUGGAUUACUUGGCACGUUAGUUUUAUUACUCGGUCUCAUUAAUAUAUCACUUGGGGUAUUUUUGGCUGUUUUACCGUUACCCGUAUGGAUAAUCUGGUUUAUUUAUAUGGGUAUCUUAGUCAUCAUAUUAGUGCUGUUAGAAAUCAAAAAACUAUUAGUACCGAAAGAAAAAGCUCGACCACCAAUACAUGGUAGAGAAUCGAAUCAGAGUCUAAAUUCUUCAGAAGAUCCACACCAAACUAAACGUCCAAUCACCGGACGCUUUCAACCAUCUUCUGGUGAUAAUGGAAGUUUCAGACGUGAUAAUGUACCAUUGCUAGACUCAGAGUCUAUAACCCGAGAUCCCAGACAACGACCAAAUGAUGUGACAGGAGCUGCAAGUCUGCCACAGUAUAAUAGACCAAUGGAAAGAGAUCAUCGUCCUCGUCAACCACCACAGCCACAUCAAAGAGGAAAAGAUGUUAGUUUCGAUUAUUAUGUUGGUUAUGCACCGGAACACGAAACAGCGAUGCCGUAUGUUAUUUACUGA